This is a messenger RNA of Racocetra persica, 187 nucleotides long. NCBI's taxonomy places the organism in Eukaryota, Fungi, Glomeromycota, Glomeromycetes, Diversisporales, Gigasporaceae. The record is from the annotation of a GenBank genome assembly.
AGAUAUUGAGUAUUCGAGCUCAAGCAUAUACUGCGAUUAGUAAAAAUAAUAAAACUUUAGUCGAUCUGACAAAAUUAUUAGGAAUUAAUCCUGAUAAUAAGAAAGCAUUAGAAUGUUUCGUUCUUGUGAAUAAUGAUGAAGAAAAUUCAUAUCAUAAAUUGAAGAAUUAUUUUGAUGGGAAGUUGUA